Messenger RNA from Klebsormidium nitens, 309 nucleotides. The record is from the annotation of a GenBank genome assembly. NCBI's taxonomy places the organism in Eukaryota, Viridiplantae, Streptophyta, Klebsormidiophyceae, Klebsormidiales, Klebsormidiaceae.
AUGAAGGGGUUCUGUCUUCUGGUGUUCCUCUUCGCCUUCGUAGCGGGCUCUCAAGCAGGCGAGCUUGGAAACGAGUGCUUCAAAUCUCGAGCUGACUUUUCCAUAAGACCGGCGGGGCUCUUCAGAGACAAGGAGGAAGCGGUCUGCACCGUAACUCCGGAAGCCCCCGGAGGAUACACCUGCCAGUGCGGCCGCCACCAGAAAGCGACGUUCGGGCCCAGUCCGUCCCCGUGCGUGGAGUACCCGUCCGCCAGCGCGUGCGCGCUCGUCCAUGACUGCCCGCAGGGGUCGAGCUGCGUUUCCGUGUGA